CCCCAUCACACCAGAGUGAAGAUGACAUGGUACACCACCAACUUCCACAACACUGCUGGGAUGGACACACCUAACAGGAAGACUCUGGCGUUCAUGUUGAUACUGCUGCUUGCUCAGCUGGGAUGUAGCGCGCAGAGUGUGUCUGAGUGCUGCAGACAGCCAGCGCGGUCCUGUCGCCUGCAGGUCCUGCUGUGUCGUUCUGGCAACAAGAGCACAGGAGGAACCAUCGCAGGAGAUGCAGCCGCUGGGAUCCUCACCCUGGGUAAACGGAACGAGGAUGAGCUGCAUUUGCAGAGCAGACUCCAUCAGCUUCUUCAUGGCCGCAAGAACCAAGCAGCCGGGAUACUGACUAUGGGGAAGAGGACUGCAGAGAGUCAAAAAUAAAAAAAAAACACAAUUGUAACACUUUAGCCUGUGUAAACAAUGUCCAUAAAAUGUUUAUAGAAAAUGACAUCUAUAUAUAU
Molecule: messenger RNA, 464 nt
Organism: Poecilia latipinna (sailfin molly)
Lineage: Eukaryota; Metazoa; Chordata; Actinopteri; Cyprinodontiformes; Poeciliidae
Gene: hcrt
Product: hypocretin (orexin) neuropeptide precursor
Exons: 2
Coding region: 22-384 (120 amino acids)
Biological process (GO): response to starvation; eating behavior; sleep
Cellular component (GO): perinuclear region of cytoplasm
Molecular function (GO): type 2 orexin receptor binding; type 1 orexin receptor binding; neuropeptide hormone activity
Source: RefSeq, a predicted model, not a curated record